Molecule: messenger RNA, 873 nt
Organism: Lachancea meyersii CBS 8951
Lineage: Eukaryota; Fungi; Ascomycota; Saccharomycetes; Saccharomycetales; Saccharomycetaceae
Source: the annotation of a GenBank genome assembly
AUGGCGUCGCCAAGCGAUCCCAACGAGGCGUAUCGCCAGACUCAAUUCCAGAUCUAUAACCUGCAACAGACGCUGCUGAACUCGUCCAAGGCCACUGAAAUAAAGACAACAGAUUCACAGCAGCCUGUUGAGAACGCAUCCACAACGGCCAAUGGCUCAGCUAACGACAAAAACGCCACUUUUGAAGAUGUUGCGCCGGUCAAAAUCGACUCCCGACCUAUCCUGGACUUGGUAACAAACAAGUUUGGGCGGCCCCACAAGCGACUAGGCGCGAUGCGCUACAACCCGUGGAAAACCGGUGUUUUGGACUUCAAACCCGAGGAAAUAGCUGCCGCUUCCGCGACCUAUGGUACCGUGCUGUCAUCUCCGCCGCCAUUCCUGCCUGCGUUUGGAUUCGCGAACAUCAAUGCCCUGGUCACUGUACACGUGCGCUGCGAAGAACUCAUGGAAGUGCAAUCACAGCCGUCUUCUAACCCUCGAAUCGCCAAUAAUGAGCUUUGGGGGGCCCAAAUAUAUACCGACGACUCCGAUCCGCUGCUGGCGCUGCAACAUUGUGCCGUCGUAAGUCGCGAUGCGCAGGGCCACCUCGAAAUUGAUCGAUUGCGAACUCCGGCGAACAUUGAGAAUCCCGACAAUGUCACAGGCGACAUACCACCAGGCGCAAUUCCGUACGAUUUAAAAAUCGAUCUGCUGCUUCUACCGCCUUUGCAAAACUACGCUUCAGCAGCCUGUGGCGGCAUCAGAUCUCGGUCCUGGACCACGGGCCAUGACGGACUGAGCUACGGCAUAUAUGCCAUCGAAGUGAUACCGAGGGACCAAUCCCUACAGAGCAUCGAGCCCAAGGACGAAAUCAAAGCUGUCCAGUGGGCUUGA